Stylophora pistillata is the source of this 1145-nucleotide messenger RNA. Its product is annotated as tetratricopeptide repeat protein 39B. The record is from RefSeq and is a predicted model, not a curated record. Lineage: Eukaryota; Metazoa; Cnidaria; Anthozoa; Scleractinia; Pocilloporidae. Gene Ontology annotation, molecular function: protein binding.
CUAAAACAAUGUGAAAACAUUACAAAAGUCUUGAUUUGUUUUGAUCUGUUCCCUCUCCUCACUAAAUUAAGGAUUAUUCUAGUAGAAGAUGGAAGUAAACGCGACGGAUCAGCUAAGUUUAGGUGAUGAUUCACCUACUAUGGCUGAAGCUAUCAAAAUGAUCACCAAAGCUUAUGAUCUCUGCUUUUCAAACAAGUUCCUUCAAGCAAAGGCAGACAUAGGGCCAUGGAUCAAUAGAAGCAUGUACCAUUCAGUCACAUACAGCAGUAUUAUGUGCAUUCAAGCUCUGUUGAAAUUUGAACAGGCAGCAAUUCAAAAGGCAAGUGAGAGUGUCAAGAUGGCGGUGAAUAUCUGUGAAAGACAUAGGAAAAAGCCCACAUGGUCAGAGACAUUUUCAAGCUGGAUAUGGAGUUCUCCAUAUGACGAGUUUUCUACAGCCGUUUCAGUCUUCUCUUUUGGAUUUUUGCUUCUUUCUUUAAUGUUUACUUAUGUCUACCUUAUAAAACUAGAAUGUCAAGGUUCCCUAUCUUGUUAAAGCAAUUCUUCAAAAUGUCAAUGAUUCUUAAUCAGGGGGUAAGCUCGAGAUUACAAAUAAGUGACGGAAGCUGCUACAGCUGCUACAUAUUUCCUAGUAAAUUAGUUUUGAGAUAUUGGUGUAAGAUCAAGAUAACAACUUGAUAAGUUCGAGUAUUCUCAUUACCUGUUUGAUGGAUAAUGUACGGAAGUUAUAGGGAGAAGUUUCAUGUUCAUCACUUAUGUGAGUUUAAGGUUUAAAUAUCCUUACUAUGUUCCACUCACAAUCAAUAGGCCGGAAAACAGCGGACUUGUCAACCAACUUUAACAUUGGGUUUUCGACAGAGUGCUUAGUUAGAGAUUUGGAAGCACCCAAGAGCACAAUCAAAAAGUUUUACAUUUGUGUUAGUCGCUGUUGUAAAAAGUUCAAAAUGUUUUAUAUUAACAAAGGUUAUACAUUUUCUAUGCCAAGUAUCAAAUAAUAUUUAACAAUGAAACGCAUCCAGUAACGGAUUAUGGCAAAUGUUUUUAUGUAUAUUUUCACUCUGGCAUGUAAUUUAUGGUGUAAUAUCUUAAAAAGGAAAUAUUCACUUUUUACAUUUGAAUACGUGCGGUAUAAACUAUAAAUGAUA